AUGCAAGAAACAGAACCGCGGGUUUUCUGCGGACUUCCUGUAGGGGUAAGCUUUUUCACUGCCUUUAAAAGUAGGUACAAGAGGAGGACUUUUUCUCGCAAUGGUUAAUGCGUUGCGGAUCGAGUAAAUAAUAAUUCAAACCUAUCUUAUAUCACUUUGGUCGCUCUCCAAUGGCGCAAGUCGCUUUUCGGGCGGUCUCGUUUUCAUGGUCCGCCACCGUUAUGCGCUGAGCCAUUCCCCGUGCAAAAACAUGAUGUGAAGCUCGUCAAUUUGAAUCUGCUCAAAAUAUCCAUUCAAUUUGUGAAAAAAUGGAUUGCUUACUCUUUCUUACUCGAAAUGAUAACUUUUUUUUUUUCACAAAAAAAGACUAGUUUUUCAUUUUGAUGGGUAGUAGAAUAACAGCCGCCUCCUUUCUCGAAAAAAAAGUUUGUGUCAUCUCCCUUUUUCAGGGAGCGGUGAGCAUUUUGGGCUCUUCGAUCAUCGUCUGCCAGAUCUUCGGCCUUUUCGCUAUUUCUCCUUUCGUCCUCUACUUUUUCGAGAUCGCCAUCGGCUUCGGGAUGAUGUUCAUCUUGUCGACCGGUGCCAAGAGGAGGAAAUUGGCCUACAUCACGGCCUACAUGCUGUAUAUUGUCGGUUUUCAGUUCUUCUUCAUAAUAUUGAAGCAAAAUUACCAUGUUUUUUGACUAACAUCGUUAUAGUAAGUAGACUUCAUAGAAUUUCAGACCAAGAAGUUGAUCCAGAAAUCAAAAUUUAACAAAAUCCGGCAAGAACAAAUGUGCGCAUAGAGGGUAUCAAAACUUUCAAUUUGAUUUUUUGUGGGCCAUGCCUGUGGAUAACAGUUUACUUGAUUUGAUUUUUUCAGCUUAUUAUAGUUGAAAAACUCUGACAACGGAGGUCAUAAUAAUGUGACGUUUGGAGAUUUCAAUAAACUUUCGUAAACAACUCUCUGAAGUUUCAGAGAAAAAAAAAGCGAAUUUUCAGCUCGAACGAAUUUGCUUGAGUUUCAAUUAAUGAGACGAAACUUGCAGUCCAUGUACACGUUCUGGGUGUUUUUCACAAUUCUCGGAGCAAUUUUGGCCACAGUAUACCUCGUCAACGACGCCGUGGUUUGCCCACCGCGCGGAGGUUUUUCCCCAAUGAAAAAAUUUCUGAUUCAAAAGAACUUUUAGAUGUGACCACAACCCCAAAGCCAGGAAGUUGCAUCGAAAAUAAAUUUACAACUUCUGGUAGAACAGUUGUAUUUAAGAACUGGACAAUUCUUCGAAACUUCAGACGUGAUCAUCGUCUCGAUUUCUUGCUUUUUCCUGGGCAUUAGUAUCGUGGUUGCUUUAGUGCAACUCCGUUUCCUUCUCAUCCUUUACAACUUCAUCCGGCAUUCCAGAAGAGCGUGAGUUAGUAAAAAGCAAUCCCCAAAUAAAAACUAGUGACAUUUUGAUUUCAACGUCUUAUAUUUAAUUAAAUAAUAAUCAUGGUUAACAAAAAUUUCAUUUUUCCGAAUAAAAAAAGCUUUCGAAAAUAUAGUAGGGAAGUUACCGACUUUUAUUGAUUCGAAACUAAAUCUGGUGAAAUAUCUUUCCUGAAGUGCACAAAAACCCAGCUCUCCCACAUAUGUCUUGCAGACGUUAGGGUUGACCGAAGAAUGUGGAGGAAAUAAAAAACAAAGGAAAAACUAUUUUCGAAACUUCCGCUUGCCUAUUAUAUUUUAUUUUAUUUUAUUUUUUGAAUUCUAAUCUUUGUGCAAUUUUUACCUUUCCCACGCCGUUAAACGCGGUCAUUAAAAUUUUUUUCGGGUAUUCAUUCUUCUUCUUCUUCUUCUUCUUCCUACGCCUUUGUACCGCUUGAGCGGCGUCGGCGCCCCAAGUCGAUUAGCCGAGGUCCUAUCCUGAUGUCAUUGAUAAUCAGUGGAUUGGCUCGAGUGACAUAUCCGACCUUGUGUGUGACGGCUGGGGAUUAUGAAGCCGUGGUUUCCCACUACCAAUAUUUCUUAAACCCCUUGGUUGGGUCGAGGCGGGGAUCGAACUUGUGACCCUGUGGACCGUAGACAGGCACACAACCUGUUGCGCUACGGCGCGCCCAUUUCGGGUACUUUUAUUAUACAUUCUUAUUCAAUUGUUUAUAUCAACCUGAUAGUUCAAAUGAUUUUAAAAACUGUAGGUCGAACACGAAUCUGAAUGUGCAGUAUGUGGUACCUUCAAGUCCAAGCGGCAUGCCGCCACCGCCGAGAUAUGCCGAGCACUCGGGACACCCGAUUCCAGAGCCCAGUCAUUCGUCCCAAACAGCCGCCCAAGCUGGACCUUUGCCGUCUAAGCCGCCGCUCUACUCGGAAGUGCAGAAGUCAACCGGCAUAGCGGUCCGUCCUUUGCAGCCUGAAGACCUCUCCAACACCGACGACGUCGCCCAACUGGCCCAAGCAAGCAGCUCUGCCGCCACAGUUGGACUCAGCAACGAAGGUUUAACUUGCCUUUCGAAAUAACUCUGACUAUUGAAAAAAAAUUUAGCCGAAGCAAUUUAAGUUGGUCUGUCUUGAGAAAAUAUUUUUCGGCAUUAUGAGCAAGCCAGUUCAUAUUAUAUAUGCUAAAACUUCCCUGCAAAAAAAUUUAUAACUAAUAUUAAGGUUACGACAAUGGAAGCUUCGUAACGAUUGACAUUUCGGAUGAAACAACGUCUCCGAGCAGCGAUUCGCGAGAUAGGACUAUUUCUUUGCCACCAGCCUACGAAGAAGACCCGAACGGCUUGGGACCUGCAGCCUCGACCGCCCCGACUUUGACCAAUGACCCUAAUUCCCAUUCACUAAUUUAA
Molecule: messenger RNA, 2799 nt
Organism: Caenorhabditis auriculariae
Lineage: Eukaryota; Metazoa; Nematoda; Chromadorea; Rhabditida; Rhabditidae
Source: the annotation of a GenBank genome assembly